Messenger RNA from Olea europaea var. sylvestris, 708 nucleotides. RefSeq names its product kirola-like. Gene Ontology annotation, biological process: defense response. The record is from RefSeq and is a predicted model, not a curated record. Bases 79 to 540 code for a protein of 153 amino acids. The transcript has 2 exons. Lineage: Eukaryota; Viridiplantae; Streptophyta; Magnoliopsida; Lamiales; Oleaceae.
UCACGAGAGGGUUCGAAAGUUCUGCCUCACAAUAUCUCCCAUUUAGAAGUUCAUUUUCAUUGUGUCAAAUAAUCAAGAAUGGGAUUAACUGGUAAGUUGAUUGCGCAGUUAGAGUUUGAGGCUGGUGGAGAUGCGUUUCAUGAAUUUUUCAGGCAUAAGCCUCACCAGUUAUCCGAUGCCUGUGUUGGAAAGGUACAUUCUUGUGACUUGGUUGAAGGAGAAUUCGGAAAAGUCGGCUGCGUUGUCAUUUUCAGAUACGCUCAUGAUGACGGGAAAGAGCAGAGUGCAAAAAUGGUGCUUGAUGCUAUUGAUGAGGAGAAACAGGCAUUGGUUGUAAAGGUUCUUGAAGGAGAUGUGAUGGAAUUCUACAAGACAUUCACCAUAACUGCUCAAGUUGAGACGAAAGAUGACAUUGACCAUGUUACAUGGACUUUGGAGUAUGAGAUGUUACAUGAAGAUGUUCCGCAUCCAAUUUCAUGGUUGGCAUACUACAUUGAUAUCACUGUAGAUGUUGAGACUCAUCAUCUCAAGAAGUAUUGAGCUCUCUAUUUCACGAGUGCAUUGAAUUAUAUUAAAUAAAGUAAGUGUGCGUGUGUUGUUAUUACUGUUUUAAUAUGAAUUUGUCAUCGUUAGGUGAAGUUUGUUCUAGUGUUUGUUCUAGUAUCCGUGCAAGAGGAUGAAUGAAGAUGCUGCUUUCUUGUCUUUUUA